Kazachstania africana CBS 2517 is the source of this 1959-nucleotide messenger RNA. It is a transcript of the gene SPT20, whose product is annotated as Spt20p. Gene Ontology annotation, biological process: regulation of transcription by RNA polymerase II. The transcript has a single exon. Bases 1 to 1959 code for a protein of 652 amino acids. The record is from RefSeq and is a predicted model, not a curated record. Gene Ontology annotation, molecular function: transcription coregulator activity. Gene Ontology annotation, cellular component: SAGA complex. NCBI's taxonomy places the organism in Eukaryota, Fungi, Ascomycota, Saccharomycetes, Saccharomycetales, Saccharomycetaceae.
AUGAACAACGAUAACUCUUCCGUUGGCAUCCCUGUUAAUGUCGGCAGCAGUAGUACUGCUGUAAACGGAGGCCAUGCUCUUCCUGUAAGUACAAGUCCGCCUACUGGUGGUCCCGUCAACAUUAAACAAAAGACUGAAAGUAACACUAAUCUUACCAAUUUUUCCAGCUCUAAUAAUAUGCCUAAUUCACAGACGGCUUCUCUCAACAACUUGAGUCAGCAAAUCCAGGCGCAAUUACAACAACCAAAUGUUACUCCACAACAGAAACAAAGACUUUUAUUGCAACAAAGAGCCAUUCAACAACAGCGACAGCAACAGGCAAUGCAAAAUUAUGAGAAUCAGUUCUACCAAUUGUUAACAACUUUAAAUAGGAAACCAAAAAGGUUGUAUAAUUUUGUUGAAGAUACUGAUUCUAUAUUAAAAAAAUACGAACAAUACAGACCAAGUUUUGAGUUCCAUAUUUACGAAAACAACUACAAGAUUUGUGCUCCUGCUAAUACUAGAUUACAAAAACAACAAAAAUCUCCAGAAAUUUCAAAUAAUGGGUUAGUACUGACAAAAAAUAACGAAACUUUAAAAGAAUUUUUAGAAUAUGUUGCGAGAGGUCGAAUUCCAGAAUCUAUAAUGGAAGUCCUGCGUGAUUGCAAUAUUCAAUUUUAUGAAGCGAACUUAAUCCUGCAAGUCUAUGACCAUACAAAUACAGUUGAUAUCGUACCUAAAGAUCAGCAAGAAACGUCUCAAACAAAAUCGGACUCCACCGAUUUAAGCCCUAAGAAAACACAGGAGGAAAUGAAUGCUGAACGAAAUCAGUCGGAUGUCAAUACUUCAAAAGAACCAUCUCAUCAAUCACAACAGCAACAGCAACAACAGAAAAGAGCCACAGCUUUUAAGCGACCCAGAGUGUAUAGAACUUUACUAAAACCAAACGAUCUAACAAACUACUACGAUAUGAUGACAUAUGCAGAUCAAGCUAGAUUUUCUGAUCAUAUUUAUCAGCAGCUAGAAUCUGAAGUUUUAAUAUUAACGAAAAGAAACAUUAACCUUGAUGUCGAUUUAAACCCUUAUGAACACACAGAUAAACUAGAUCCUAAUGAUUUUGUUGAGCCUGUUUGGGACGCAUCCAAACAAAAACUCGAAUUUGUUCACAGAGAGGAAUCAAACGAAGAUGGAACGAAAGGCAAAGUGGGACAUAUUGAAGAGCACGAAGAUUUGCCACAACAUAGUUCUAAUUAUGAACAACUAAUGUUAAUUAUGAGCGAAAGAACUACAACUUCUACCAGUUCAACAUUUGCGGCAUCAAUAGCCAGACAGGCUGCUGCCACUUCGCCGAACGUGUCAGGUGGUAGUAGUGGUUCAGCCUUGAACCGAACCGAUAGUGGUUUUAUAUCAAGAUCUAAUUCCAAUACAAGAAACGGAAAUACCUCAGAAAACCAAGUUUCUAUUGCUGCGGCUGCUGUUGCAGCUGCUGUCAGCUCUAACAUGGGUAAUGAGAAUAAUCAAUUCAGUAGAUUGAAAUUCAUCGAACAAUGGAGAGUAAAUAAGGAGAAAAGAAAGCAACAACAGGCUUUGAAUUUGAAAAACAAUAAUGGUAUUGCUGCUAUACCUUUCAAUACUAAAAUUUCAAUGACUACACCGCUUACACCGGUGCAACAGCAGCUGUUACAACAAAAGCAACAAGCACAACAGUUACAAAAGCAAAUGCAAAAUGGUGACGGAAGCACUAGUGGGAAGGCUACACAAGCCAAGGGUAAACGUGGCCAAAAUUCAAGUACUGAUAAAUCCAAAACUAAGAGACCACGAAAGACCAAGAAAACAGCAGAUAGUGAAGAAUCUUCCCAAACAAAAAAGAAAAAGGUCACUAAGAAGAAAGGGGCGGCUGGCUCAACAUCUGUAGGCACACCAAAUUCAAUCAAUACGUACACAGGAUCCGCAUCAGAUAGUAACACACCGAACAUUUAA